Messenger RNA from Nerophis lumbriciformis (worm pipefish), 1302 nucleotides. The record is from RefSeq and is a predicted model, not a curated record. NCBI's taxonomy places the organism in Eukaryota, Metazoa, Chordata, Actinopteri, Syngnathiformes, Syngnathidae.
AUGUCUUCCAGGGAUCGCCGGUCAGAUGUUUAUAUCAAGGCAGAACCGAGCAGUCCAGAGGGAGGUGGUGGAGGUCGGACCAGCCCUGGGGGAGCGUCCUCAGACUCCUCUCAAAGUGGAGGUGGAGAAACCAGAGGAGACGGUGCUAAACGCUAUUCGCCACCGCUUUAUACACCAGCCUUGCGUUGCCACUUCAAAGACGAGAGCGGAGACGGAGCCGACGAGGGAUCAACUGGAAACGGAGCCGGGCGGUGCAAGUAUGCCCUGAGCACGUUACCCAAGAGGCUGUGUUUGGUCUGUGGGGAUGUGGCUUCAGGCUACCACUAUGGCGUGGCUUCAUGUGAAGCCUGCAAAGCGUUCUUCAAGAGGACCAUCCAAGGUAAUAUUGAAUAUAGCUGUCCUGCAUCAAAUGAGUGCGAGAUCACCAAAAGGCGCAGAAAGGCUUGCCAGGCAUGUCGCUUCACCAAGUGCCUCAAAGUGGGCAUGUUGAAAGAGGGUGUUCGUCUUGACCGGGUCCGAGGUGGGCGACAGAAGUACAAAAGACGCCCUGAAGUUGAGAAUGCAACAUACCAGAGUGUCCCCCUAUCACUGACUAAGGAAAACGAAAAGGGUUCCUGCAACAUCAUCGUGUCUCACCUGCUAGUUGCAGAGCCAGAAAAGUUAUUUGCAAUGCCAGACCCCCUCCAGCCCGACACAGCCCAGCGCACACUUACAACCCUUUGUGACCUUGCUGACCGUGAGCUGGUUGUCAUCAUUGGCUGGGCCAAACACAUUCCAGGCUUCUUGUCUCUGUCGCUAGCAGACCAGAUGUCUGUGCUACAGUCCGUUUGGCUUGAGGUGCUGGUGCUGGGUGUAGCGUACCGUUCGCUUGGCUGUGAAGACGAAGUCGUCUUCGCUGAGGAUUUUGUCCUUGAUGAAGAAAUGUCUCGUGUUGCUGGCCUAACGGAGCUAAAUGCAGCAAUCAGUCAACUAGCCCGACGUUUCCGUGCCCUGAAUGUGGACCGAGAAGAGUUUGUCAUGCUGAAAGCCAUCGCGCUGACUAACUCAGAUUCCGUUUACAUAGAGGACAUGGAAGCAGUGCAGAAGCUACGGGACCUCCUUCACCAGGCUUUACUGGAGCUGGAGUGUCAGCGACGCCACGACGAUCCCCAGCGAGCCGGUCGUCUCCUUUUAACGCUGCCACUUCUCCGACAGACCGCCGGUCGGGCUCUGACUACUUUCUACAGCAUCAAGACCCGUGGUGGUAUACCCAUGCACAAACUAUUCUUGGAGAUGCUGGAAGCUAUGAUGGACUCUCCCUAG